Messenger RNA from Sphaeroforma arctica JP610, 2010 nucleotides. RefSeq lists its product as hypothetical. The transcript is spliced from 7 exons. NCBI's taxonomy places the organism in Eukaryota, Ichthyosporea, Ichthyophonida. The record is from RefSeq and is a predicted model, not a curated record. Gene Ontology annotation, cellular component: membrane; oligosaccharyltransferase complex. Bases 76 to 1491 code for a protein of 471 amino acids.
CACGGGAUAGGCAACCAAAAAGCGUAAGUUGCGCUGGUAUACUCACACACACGUCACACGUAAGUGUAUAUAGGGAUGUUGGGCCAUGUACUGAGUCUAGCUGUGCUAAUACUACUGCCUGCAUGCACACUUGCAGACGCACAGUUGGCUAUAACCGAUGUGAGUACUAAGAUAGACCUGCGUUCACAGUUAGUCAAGACUGUACACACCAUACGUGUGAUUAAUAAUGGAGAUGCAGAGGCAACCUACUUCGAGGUACAUUUCCCCGAACCUACAAAGGGAUCGUAUGCCUUUCAUAGAUGUGUAAUGGAUAAGACAGCCAUGAUACUCAGAGAUGUCACGGAGGUGGAUGCAAGCCGUACUCCCAGUGCUGACACGAAAGUGGUCAAGCUUAAAACCCCCAUCUCUGCGGGACAGGAGGCGACUAUUACCCUCCGCACGGUGGUCACACACGCUUACUUGGCUUUCCCUGCUGAGAUCGCACAACAAGCGGAUCAGUAUAUGAAGUACAGUUUCCAGAACUACUUCAGUACUCCGUAUGAGGUCAAUUCACAGACUGUAACGGUGUCGGGUGAGAAGAUUAUUACGGUGAAUGAUUCGCCACACAAGGGCAAGAAGGAAUCAGAACUCACUGUCGGUCCCUACAAAAGUAUUUCAGCGGAUGCUGAAAUGAGCUAUACCACAGUCAUCGUCAAGAACAACGCACCCUUCCUAGUGGCCAAGAAGUUCGUGCGCGAAAUCUCUGUAUCUCAUUGGCAGAGAGUUAAAAUCGAUGACAUCCUCAGCUUACACCACGAUGGCGCUAAACUACAAGGGCAUUUCUCCCGUGUGGAUUUCCAGAGGGCUCGUAACCAGGCUCCUGCAGCGAUUCAGGGAUGGAAGACCCAUCUCCCUGUAGAGGCCAGGGACUUUGACUACAGAGACGAGGUCGGCAACAUCUCCACCAGUUCGGUCUCGUCAAGCUUGAGCGGGCACACACUGACACUCAUCCCGCGAUUCCCGAUCUUCGGAGGGUGGUCCAGUGGAUACAUGCUUAACUACACGUUGGACAACGCCAAUCAUCUGGCCUCAGAUGGCAACGGAAACUAUCAGUUCAAGGUUCCAUUGGUGCCGCAUGUGUAUGACAACAUGAUCGUAGACGACCUGGAACUCCGCGUCGCUCUGCCUGAAGGCGCGACCGAUAUCACUGUGAAGAACAAGUUUGGGUUCGACGAGCAGACGUUCGAUGUCAAGCACACCUACUUGGACGUUGGGGGUCGCCCGGUUGUGGUUCUGACCAAAGCCAAUGUUGUCAACGAUCACGAGGCUGACUUUGAGAUCAAGUACUCCCUGUCGUCAGGCGCCAUCUACCGCCAGCCGUUGGUGUUGAUUGCUGCGUAUUUCUGCCUGUUUUCGCUAUUGAUCAUCUACCUGCGCUCUGACUUCACUAUCGAGUCGAAAUCACACGCUGUCGUGCCGAAACAGGAAGUCACUCAGAAGAAGAAGGUCUAGGAAUUGACUUGAACUGGAAUACGAGUUAGGACUCGAUACCGUAUAGUUCAUAUGAGGAACAUUAUAUAUAUAUAUGUGUGUGUGUAUGUAUGUAUAUGUAGUUUACUGAACCAAAGAGUGCUCGACUUGGUAGACUUUGCGUACAAAACAAAGCAGCAUCUGCGCACGGUAUUACACGUGUGCAUCUUGCAGGAAACAGAGCGGUUGGGGUGACAGACACUGUUCAUUUGCGACUUCCACCUUGAACGGUAUCUCUGCGUGGAUCUGUACCUGUGUAGAUUUAGGGCGAAAAUUAUAUAACGAUAAAAGAAUAGUUGGAAGCGUUGUAUUUAUAUACUCGCAGCCUUUACUUUUCGUAUUGUCUUUAGGACUCGUGGUUUCCAUAGAAACGACAUGCAAGUGGACAAUAAAAUUUAAUAAUGAUGUACGCUGGCCUGAGAGACUAUAAUAUCAGCAGCAGACUCAUUCCGAUGAGAUCGUACAUUGACUGAUACUGCCUCGUCCCGUGACGUCUCUGAC